Messenger RNA from Durio zibethinus, 1068 nucleotides. RefSeq lists its product as uncharacterized. The record is from RefSeq and is a predicted model, not a curated record. NCBI's taxonomy places the organism in Eukaryota, Viridiplantae, Streptophyta, Magnoliopsida, Malvales, Malvaceae.
CGUUAUGUUCAAUUGAAAAAAGUAAGAUUGAUAUUAUAUUGCAGAGAUCCAAAUGUGAAUGAGAGAGGAAACUGCAGAGAAAAAUUCCUUCAAAUAUUUGAUUUUCAAAGAAAAGGUGAAAAAAAAUUACCAUAAAAUAUAGUCAUAGAACACCAUAUUUUUAUUGAUGAUGGGCACAUGGGCUGCGCUGCAAAUGGCGAUUUGUGUAUAUAUAUUUGAUGGUUACUAAGACAGUUUGAGAUACGCCCUCCCAUGUACUGUGAUCUUCACUUGCAGUGCUGUUUUCCUUUGUAAUCUCUCGUCAAAUCUUAUCUUUCUUUGAAGGUGUCUGUACACAGAAUUUGAUUAGUUCUUUUACUUGGGAAUUCAAUUCUGUUGGGUUUGUUUGUCAAAGAAGAAAAGGAAAUGGAGAGUAAGAGACAAGUUGGUUCGUCUUCCUCAUUUACUGCUGAUCUUUUUGGUUCCCAGGAGUCAUCAUCAUCAUCGCCAUCAAAAGGGAUUUUCAGUUCCAUUUUUCCACCUCCACCUAUGGUGGGAGGGAGGAACUAUUCAAGCUCUAAGGUGCUAGAAUCUUGGCCAAAACAGCCUUUAGAAGGUUCAGCUUGGAGACACGGAGUGCAAGCUUCACUUGCUGAGAGUGCAAACUAUAACAUUCCCAACAAGGACAGGAACUCUGGUUUUCAGGAAGGAAGGGUGGAACCGUGCCAUUUAAGUUCAUCUCUUUACUAUGGUGGUCAAGACAUAUGUUCCCGUUCCUCCAUUACCCAGUCGUCUACAUCAUACCCCAUUUUUAAGAAAGAUGGAGGAGGAGAAGACCCUGAUGGAACCAAUUCACAGGAUGCUUCUAGAGGAAACUGGUGGCAAGGUUCGCUUUAUUAUUAGAUCCUAGUUUUCCAAUGCAUAUGAAUUCUUUAUCAGUUUGCCAAGGAAUUCAUAAAAGCAAGCAAAUAAUCAUGGAAGACAUGAAGCAUAAAUAAAUUCUGGCACUUAGGAUUUCAAAUCCUUUCUGUAAUACAGUAUCUUUUCUCAUAAUUUUAUCUGAAAAUGAAUGUUGAGAAUCCAUCACCA